This is a messenger RNA of Physcomitrium patens, 2315 nucleotides long. RefSeq lists its product as uncharacterized. NCBI's taxonomy places the organism in Eukaryota, Viridiplantae, Streptophyta, Bryopsida, Funariales, Funariaceae. Gene Ontology annotation, molecular function: dioxygenase activity. The record is from RefSeq and is a predicted model, not a curated record.
CCUCAACCGUCUGGACACUCUGCUUGCUCCAUGACCGCACAAAACCCCCAACUGGAAAUCUCGAGGGGGUGGAUCGCUAUUUCUAUUUCUGCGCUUUGCCAUGAAUUGGGUCAGUAGGGUUCCGGGAGAAUAGCAUCCACUUGCCUUGUGUCGAACUCGAAAUCGGGUAAAUCUUCAGAUGUUACUUGCGGUAGACGCGUCUUGUGGGAGACUUCCCACUAAUGGCGAUUGGCGAAACCAGCAAUGGGUGGAGACCACUAAUCUGUCCUGCUAGAUAGUCGCGAGUGGAGGGUGCUUUUUCCAUUUCGAACCUGGCAUGCUCUGCUGUCUCAUUGGACCUUCAUGGACUCUGUCGCUCCAAGGAAGUUUAAAUUUGAGUAGUUGCUUUACGCACGUACCAUCUUUUAGAAUGUUCAUGGCAGAAUAGCAUGUAUUCUUGCAUUAUUCCUGCAUUAUUCUUGCAGCGUUCUUGGAGCAUUUUCUUCCUCCAAGCACUAGAGUCUGUUUCGACUGCUUGAGAAAACCUUCGUUGACAGUUUGCUUCUGAUCCUUCAGCUGGUGUUUGCUCAUCUGCCAUUUCUAUCAUCGCGAAAUAGUUGUUUAAGUUGCGGAAUCCGAUUCUUUGUUUUAUGUUCUAGUUGGAGGCGCGCCAGCUCUCGCAUUCCCCGUUCGCAGUUUCGUGCGACCUUCUAACAGAAGUAUUGAAGGGGUUUCAGCAAUGCCCACAAUCGACAUUCACAAUGGCUCUAAAGAGCUUAACGAUGAGGUUAAGUCACUGGGAAAACAGUUUUCUGUUAAUGAGACCUGGGAACACUCAACACAAAUUUUCGAGUAUACGAGCUCAGCAAAUCCUUACAUGAUUCCCAUUCCCAUCCAGAAGCUCGAUGCAACGGAGCACAUGUCUGGACCCACUAGAGUGACUGCUUUGGAUAUUAGCAAAGCAAUAGGCAUUGAAGGAUAUCCUGCUACCUCCCCAAAUCUUCUGGCAUCAUUUGUACGAAUCUGUAUUGGCGAAUCGGUGACUACAAAUGCAUGCGCCACAUCUCAGGCUUUUUAUGUAAUCCAUGGUCGGGGCCGAUCCCAGAACGGAUUGGGUGUUGUGGAGUGGAGCACAGGGGACCUCUUCGUCUUUCCCUCCAGCACGGAAGAAAUGCCUUGCACUCACUUUUGUCUAGAUGACGAGGAGGAGCAAAGCGGAGGCGCAGGUUUAUACUGGGUAUCAGAUGCUCCUUUGCUAAACUAUCUUGGGGUUGUACCCAGAGUUAAGAAGUUCAAACCAGCUUACUUCAGUCGGCAGGUAUUGCUUGAUAACGUGGAGAACGUACGGCAUGAACCUGGAGCGAAGCACCGUAACCGACUGGGCAUCUUACUGGGCAACGAAUCAACACCUGAGACCAAGACAUUAUCCCAUGUUCUGUGGUCGUUGUUGAAUGUUUUACCUGCUGGGGAAGUUCAGAGACCGCAUCGACACAAUUCAGUUGCUUUAGACCUGGCCGUGCGUGCUGCUCCAGGGACGUACACACUGAUGGGCAAAGAGCUCGAUAGCGAGGGAUGGGUUAAGGAUCCGAUCAGGGUGGAUUGGACGACAGGAGCUGUCUUUAUAACGCCACCCGGUUGGUGGCACAGCCAUCACAACGAGUCGUGUGAGGAAGCAUGGGUAUUACCCAUCCAAGAUGCUGGCCUUUACACCCACCAGCGUACACUGGACAUCCGAUUUGCAGACGAAGUUGCAGCGGCAAAAAUGCGCGUAAAAGAUUUUUCUGAACAGCAAUAAUGAGCAUUUUGUGAGAAUGAUGCACUUUCCUCCUAGAGCAUGCAGUGACUUCAGCCAUUGGAGCGGUAAUUCCUAGCUCAAUAUUAUUUACAUAUUUAUCUUGAUUACAAUGGACCCAGGAAUUUUAGUGUACAUCAGGGAAGUGGGUGUAUUGAGCAUGUACAUAUUUGUGCCUCAAAGAGAGUUUGCGGCUGUUAGUGGCAAAGGCUAAGAAAUAGUAGGCUAUUCCUUAGCCUUUGCAACACAGCUCUACAAUUCAAUACUUGACUAAUGAUGUAGCGCUUUAACAGCAAUCAAGAAUUAUUUGGGCAGAAAUUAGAAGAUGCAUAAUCUAGAUAAAUCUUUUUAAUACUGUUAAGACACAUAUAUUCUGUGGGAAUACUUCAAAGAGAACACAAUUAUCACUAGAAUGACAUACUAAUAAGAUAGUAAGGGAUGAUCAUUAUUAGAACGACAUACAAAUAGAAACAUCUUGCUUUUAUAUUCUUUAUUGCUUGUGAUACAGAAUUAAUUUCGCGUAAUAAAGUCGUACUCCAGAAAA